CCAACAUCACAAUCAUCUCUCUCUCUUUCUCUCUCCCACAAAACACAGACACACCUCACAAAAACACAAACUUCUAUUGCUCUUUCUUUCUCUCAGCUUCCAAUGGCAGUUUUUUCAAGAACUAUUUCAGCUUUGGUGCUCUUGUUAGUAGUCUUCAGCUCCUGUGAAGCUAAAGAAAUCUUGGUAGGAGGCAAGGCAGAUGCUUGGAAGAUCCCAUCCUCUCAAUCUGAUUCCCUAAAUCAAUGGGCUGAAAGUACUCGUUUUCGCAUCGGCGACUCUCUUGUGUGGAAAUACGACAGUGGGAAAGACUCAGUGCUGCAAGUGAACAAGGAAGGCUAUGUUAGCUGCAAUAUUUCUAACCCCAUUGAAGAGUACAAGGAUGGGAACACCAAGGUGAAGCUCAGCCGAUCUGGGCCGUUCUACUUCAUCAGUGGAACCAAGGGAAACUGUGAGAAGGGUCAGAAGGUGGUUGUGGUGGUUCUUUCUCCAAGAAGCAGGUACACUGGUAUUUCUCCGGCACCUGCUCCUGCUCCGGUGGAGUUCGAGGGGGGUCCUGCUGUUGCUCCCACUAGCAGUGCUACAAAGUUGCAGAGCGGGUUGUUGGUUGCAUUGGGGAUCUUUGUUUUGGGGUUGUUUUGAGGGUGAGAAAGAGGGCAAAGUGAUUGCCAGAUUUCGAGCUUUAUAUUUUGGGGGGGACAUUCUUUUAUUUGUUCUGAUAUCUUAUGUAAUCCAGAUUCAGAUUAUAUCCCAAUAUUAAUUUAAAUUUAUUUUAUACAA
This is a messenger RNA of Quercus robur (English oak), 777 nucleotides long. Its product is annotated as early nodulin-like protein 1. Gene Ontology annotation, molecular function: electron transfer activity. The coding region runs from base 103 to 639 and encodes 178 amino acids. The transcript has 2 exons. NCBI's taxonomy places the organism in Eukaryota, Viridiplantae, Streptophyta, Magnoliopsida, Fagales, Fagaceae. Gene Ontology annotation, cellular component: plasma membrane. The record is from RefSeq and is a predicted model, not a curated record.